Molecule: messenger RNA, 876 nt
Organism: Gigantopelta aegis
Lineage: Eukaryota; Metazoa; Mollusca; Gastropoda; Neomphalida; Peltospiridae
Product: receptor expression-enhancing protein 5-like
Exons: 5
Coding region: 42-620 (192 amino acids)
Source: RefSeq, a predicted model, not a curated record
GACAGUGUAGGACUAGACUUCAUUGUGGGAGUAUUGUACACAUGGCGGAUACGCGAAUGGAAGACACAGACCAUAAUGACAGGGAAUAUCUCCCGGAGGUUAAUCCCGUCAAUGUACAGGAUAGGAUUUCACGUAUUCUGAGUACUGUGACGGCGAAACGGUACAUUGUUAUUGGCCUUCUUACCGCAGUGGUAGUGUAUUUGAUGGUGGGACACGCGGCCCAGCUCCUGUGUAACUUCAUUGGAUUCGUCUACCCGGCGUACGCCUCCGUGAAAGCGAUCGAGACUCGUGAGAAGGCGGACGACACGAAAUGGUUGACCUACUGGGUCAUCUACAGCGUGUUCACCCUGCUCGAGCUGUUCGCAGAUGUGAUCUUGUUCUGGAUCCCAUUCUACUGGCUCUUCAAGUGUGUGUUUCUGCUGUGGUGUGUGUCGCCCAUCGCGUAUAACGGAUCGUCAGUGCUGUACUCGUGUGUGAUCAAACCUUUCGUCCUGAGACACCAGCGGCGAGUCGACCACGCUCUACAGGAAGGAAUGGCCGCCAUUAACCAAGUCCAGAAUAUCGCGGGUACUGCAGUGAGGAACGAAGCUUAUAAACGGCUGGUGAAUCUACCGAACUGACGUCACAUCCGGAUUUCAAACGGCUGGUGAAUCUACCGAACUGACGUCACAUCCGGAUUUCAAACGGCUGGUGAAUCUACCGAACUGACGUCACAUCUGGAUUUCAAACGGCUGGUGAAUCUACCGAACUGACGUCACAUCCGGAUUUCAAUCCGACUCAGAACGCACAAACUUGCAACCGAUAGCGUCUAUUCAGCAGUAACUGUUUUGUAAAUAGCAUACUAAUUUUCAGUAAAUAAAACAUUUAGCACGCUUA